AUAUCAUACAAUCUCAAGUUCUUGAUAGAUAUAUAAAAACACAAACACAUAUAUCAUCAUCAUCAUCAGCAUAACAUGAUGGUUUCUAGGUCAUGGAAGAUGAUAGCAGCUGCUAUCGUUACCAUUACUUUCUUACUUGAUCUUGAUCUCGCCGAAAUGCCUCCAAACUAUACGUUCAUGCGAGAAGCAACCGAAGCACCUAAGGUUUCAUUCUACGACUACAUCGUAGUUGGAGGUGGCACCACUGGAAUCCCCGUGGCCGCCACCCUCUCUGAGAACUCAUCUGUUCUAUUGCUUGAACGUGGUGGCUCACCCUACCCCAAUCCCAAUGUCACCCUGGGUGCCAACUUCGGAACCUACUUCUUCGAUACAUCACCCGAUUCUCCCUCUCAACAGUUUGUUGUCGAGGGUGUUGUCAAUGCUCGUCCUCGUGUCUUGGGUGGCGGUACUUGUAUUAAUGCCGGUUUCUAUACUCGUGCUGAAGAUAGAUUCUACACUGAAGCUGGAUUAACCGAUGCAAAUUUGAUCGAAGAAUCCUACCAAUAUGCAGAAAAAGUGAUGGUUUUUGAGCCAGUUCUUGGUGGGUGGCAGACUGCCCUUCGAGCAGCAAUGCUCGAAGCUGGGGUCACACCCGACAAUGGCUAUACAUUUGACCAUCUCAAUGGUACUAAAACCGGUGGUAGUAUUUUCGAUCCAGAAGGGGUGCGACAUACUGCCGCAGAUUUGCUGCAAUAUGCCAACCCAGAUGGGUUGUCUCUUCUUCUACACGCAAGUGUCCACAAGAUCUUAUUUAGGACGAAAGGAAGAUCAAAGCCCAUGGCUUAUGGAGUAGUGUUCGAAGAUUCACUCGGAAAAAUGCAUCGGGCAUAUCUAAAAAGUGGAAAGAAAAAUGAAAUUAUAGUGUCUGCUGGAGCUCUUGGUAGCCCACAACUUUUAAUAUUGAGUGGAAUAGGUCCAAAAGAGCAACUCGAUGCCCUUAAGAUCAAAGUCGUGGUUGAGCAACCUUUGGUUGGUCAAUACAUGGCUGAUAACCCGCUAAAUGGAUUUUUCAUCCCUGCUCUCGUUCCUGUUGAGCGAUCCCUAGUCCAAACCGUUGGUAUUACCGAGUUCGGUAGCUAUAUCGAGGAAUCCGGUGGUAUUAAUUUUCUCUUGGCAGAUACUCCUACAUAUCUGGGGUAUGACUAUCAGAUGGGCGGGUUUAUAUUCGAGAAAACUGAUGGCCCUCUAUCUAUGGGUAACCUAACUAUAGUAAACCGUAAUCCAGGUGACAACCCUAACGUAACAUUCAACUACUUCAAGGAACCUGAAGACCUAGAAAAGUGUGUUAAGGGACUCGAAGUCAUGCUAGCAGCUAUUGAGUCAGAUGCAUUCUCCAACUACAGAUAUCCGAAUAUGACAGCUCAAGAUAUUCUCGAUCUUAACAUCCAAUAUCCCUAUAACCAAAAUGAAAAUAGUAAAACAUUUUCAACCCUAGAACAAUAUUGCAAGGACACCAAAAGCACCAUAUGGCAUUACCAUGGUGGGUGUCGAAUUGGCAAAGUACUUGACGAAGAAUACAAGGUUCUUGGCGUCGAUGGUCUUCGAGUCAUGGACGGAUCGACUUUCCUCAACUCUCCAGGAACUAAUCCGCAAGCUAGCCUCAUGAUGCUCGGAAGAUACAUGGGAGUUACGAUGCUGGCACAAAGAUACUCAGCCGACAAACCAUAUGCGGAUAUGUGAUUGCCAUCAGACGAUUUUUUUUCUAAAGAUAUCGAUAUUGAUUUUCGUUAAUAAACGUCGAUAUCUUAAGUUUAUGAAAUUGUAUGUUACUUGGAUGAUUAUUUUGUUAAAGAAGAAUAAAAACGGUGUGAAUUUUUUUUUCU
Molecule: messenger RNA, 1862 nt
Organism: Cynara cardunculus var. scolymus (artichoke)
Lineage: Eukaryota; Viridiplantae; Streptophyta; Magnoliopsida; Asterales; Asteraceae
Product: protein HOTHEAD-like
Exons: 4
Coding region: 76-1719 (547 amino acids)
Molecular function (GO): oxidoreductase activity, acting on CH-OH group of donors; flavin adenine dinucleotide binding
Source: RefSeq, a predicted model, not a curated record